Molecule: messenger RNA, 1974 nt
Organism: Cryptomeria japonica (Japanese cedar)
Lineage: Eukaryota; Viridiplantae; Streptophyta; Pinopsida; Cupressales; Cupressaceae
Product: endonuclease III homolog 1, chloroplastic
Exons: 14
Coding region: 217-1407 (396 amino acids)
Biological process (GO): base-excision repair; nucleotide-excision repair; base-excision repair, AP site formation
Cellular component (GO): nucleus; chloroplast nucleoid
Molecular function (GO): DNA binding; DNA-(apurinic or apyrimidinic site) endonuclease activity; 4 iron, 4 sulfur cluster binding
Source: RefSeq, a predicted model, not a curated record
UACAUUGCGGUGAGCGGAAUGUUUUUGGAGGCUCGCAACGUUCAUUAAGCUGGACUGAUAUCCCGAGCCUAACCAUGCAGCGGAACAAACAUUCCGCUCACCGCAAUGUUGCGCAGAAUAGUAAUGAUGAAGUUUGCAAGGGCAGUCAACCUCCUCAGCGAGCUCAAACGGAAGAUUUGAACAUCCAAUUUCUGCAAAAUCAGAUCUGGCAAUGAUAUGCUGGAGUUUGAUGGGGCUGUUUCUGAUAUGCGAUUGCUUGGAAUAUGCACCCGAUUAUGGGGCUUCGGCCUUACUCACUACAAGCUCUUCCAAACUGGAAUAAGAAAUAAGGCUUGUGUUAAAGCUGAAAUUGAAGAUUUUGCAUAUAAAAAUUCUCCGUCUUCCACUAUUUCAAGCAACAGAAAUGCUUCAAGGGCUCUUGUACGAAGAACAAAGCAACUGAAGAAGCACCCAACACAACAUGGUGUUUGCCUGGAGAAAACUAGCAAAGGUUUUAUGGAUAAUGAAUCAAUUGGGCAAUUUCAAUCAACACAACAGAGGAAGAAAUCAAAAGUAUCCCGCAAGUACGAAUCAGGCCUUGAACCUGUAGAAGACCAGGGUUGUGCUGAGCUUGAAAUUGAAGAUUUUGGGUCGACAAAUUCCAUUUCUUCCAUUGCUUUGAGGAUUCCAGAGAACUGGAAGGAGGUGCUUGAUGGUAUUCGUAAAAUGAGGGCUUCUCAGGGUGCUCCAGUAGAUACCAUGGGAUGUGAAAAGGCUGGCAGUUUGCUUCCACCAAAGGACCGGAGAUUUGCAGUUUUGGUCUCAGCACUUCUGUCAAGCCAGACUAAGGAUGAAGUGACUCAUGGAGCAGUGCAAAGGUUAAGUCAAAAAGGGAUUUUGUCAAUUGAGGGGAUUGCUAAUGCAAAUGAAGCAGAUAUAAAGGACAUUAUCUAUCCAGUUGGAUUCUAUAGUCGAAAAGCUGGAUACUUGAAGAAAGUUGCCAUGCUGUGCCAAGAGAAAUACAAUGGAGACAUUCCAAAAAGCUUGAAAGAAUUACUUUCCCUUCCUGGGAUAGGUCCUAAGAUGGCCCACUUGAUCAUGAAUAUUGGAUGGGAGGAUGUCCAAGGAAUUUGUGUAGAUACUCAUGUUCAUCGCAUAUGUAAUAGACUUGGCUGGGUUUCAUUUUCAGACUCGAAGCAGAAUACCGGCACACCAGAGGAGACAAGAAAGAUUUUGGAGUCUUGGCUUCCAAAAGAUGAAUGGGUUCCCAUCAAUCCACUUUUGGUUGGAUUUGGGCAAACAAUUUGCACACCUCUUCGACCUCAUUGUGGAGAAUGCCUAGUGAGUAAUAUUUGUCCAGCAGCUUUCAAGGAGACAGCCAACUCCAAAUCAAAUUCAGGGACCUUAGUUAAAAUGAAGAAGACUUGAAGAAUUGAUGCCAAAAUCGCAGUGGUAUGUACAUUUUGUUUACAAAGAAUUGGAGUUUUGGGUGUAGCAAAUGUGUCCUCUACAGUUUUUUUGUAAGGAACCAUUGCAACCAGUUUUAUGACAUCGGAAGCUUAUUAUCUUUAUUGUGUAUUUUUUUGUUUAGUUAAUUCAAAGUUCUAGAUAGGUUACAGAUGGCUAAAACUAUAAGUUCAGAUGACCAAUUAUUACCUUGGUUAAAAUGAAGAAGACUUGAAGACUUGAUGCCAAAGUGGAAUGUACAUUUUGUCUAAAAAGAAUUGGAGUUUUGGGUGUAGCAAAUGUGUCCUCUACAGUUCUUCGUAAGGAAUCAUUGCAACCAGUUUUAUGACAUCGGAAGCUUAUUAUCUUUAUUGUGUAUUUUAUUUUGUGUACUUAAUUCAGAACUCUCAACAUGUUACAGAUGGCUAAAACUAUAAGGUCAGAUGACCAACUGUUACCUCUGGUUAUAAAAAUUGAUCAAAUUAAAAUCAUCAACGAUACUAUGUUCUCUUUAUUGUUUAUUAAUAUGUUAAGGCAGUCAGUUGUAUA